This is a messenger RNA of Agelaius phoeniceus (red-winged blackbird), 938 nucleotides long. RefSeq names its product C-C motif chemokine 5-like. Gene Ontology annotation, biological process: eosinophil chemotaxis; antimicrobial humoral immune response mediated by antimicrobial peptide; chemokine-mediated signaling pathway. Gene Ontology annotation, cellular component: extracellular region. Gene Ontology annotation, molecular function: chemokine activity; CCR chemokine receptor binding. The record is from RefSeq and is a predicted model, not a curated record. Lineage: Eukaryota; Metazoa; Chordata; Aves; Passeriformes; Icteridae.
UAUGUUUUGGAAAUUCCACGUUUGCCUUCAAAUCUGACUGACAGGUCACUGUCCCUAUAAAAAGCAAGGACUAAGCCAGCACCUCACAAAAGGCACAGGAGGAACCUGCUCUGAUCCUGCCUCUGCUUAUCCCUGUCCAGGAUGAACAUCUCCACACUCUGCCUCUCCAUCAUCCUGGUUGCUGACCUCUUUUCUCAGGCCCUUCCUGCUCCAUUGGGGUCUGACAUGGCUUUAUGCUGCUUCAGCUACAUCUCACGAAAGCUGCCUCAGAGUCAUGUGCAGGAGUAUUUCUACACUAGCAGCAAGUGCUCCCAGCCAGCAGUUGUGUUUGUGACCAGGAAGAAGCGGGAGAUCUGUGCUAACCCUGAUUCCAGGUGGGUGAAGGAAUAUGUGAACAGCCUGGAGCUGCAGUGAGCACUGGAAGCUGAGAAGUCCUGCCAGACCACCCAUGAGAGUUUGGCACAGACCUAGAAAUGCUACUGCCAAGCACCAGGACCUGCUGAGCCACCUUGGGACCCUGGAAGUUUGUUUUGCCUUGCAAAGGUGUCAUUUAUCCACAAUAAUUCAGCUACACUUAGGGCAAACAUGAUGCUGAAGACCUCUUGGCCUUGCAGACCCAUCUUGGGGUGCCCUGCUGUGUGAUGUGGCUAAACUGAGCCCCACCUUGUGCCUCCACUGCUAGAAUGGGAGGUGGAUUUCAUCCCAGAGCUAUCUGUGGGUUGGAAUUAGCUCUGAGUGCUGUUUUAUGAGCCCAGGAUGAAUUUUCCUACUGAAUUUUGUAACGGUGCAGUAGAUGCUGUAAGAUCUGUCCCUAGAGAAGGAAGUGGUACCCUGGUUACUUACAGGAUGCUUGCUGUGGAACCACAGUGUUCAGCCUUAUUCUCAAACUGCUGUUUUGUGCUGGUGCCAAUGAAUAAAGCUGUUUUCUCUCUGUGUUA